This is a messenger RNA of Lymnaea stagnalis (great pond snail), 307 nucleotides long. The record is from the annotation of a GenBank genome assembly. NCBI's taxonomy places the organism in Eukaryota, Metazoa, Mollusca, Gastropoda, Lymnaeidae.
GGUAGAACACCAGUUCCUGAAAUCUAUAAUCUUGCUGGUUCCAUAUUUCAAUGGGCCAAUGAAAGACGGCCAAUGGUGGACAAACAUGGAAACCCCACCCAAUAUGCACACCCAUACAGUAGUUUCUGGGGAAGGCUGCUCGACGCCUCACUAAGAAAGAAGUGAGCUCUCAUCGGCUUUGAAAUUUAUCAGAGACUGAGCCCUGGUGUUGUUUUGAAACAGUAAUAAUUUCAAGUCCACGUAACAUUAUUAUUAGCCUUUAAGUCACACAGUGUAGUAGUGUACCACUGCAGAAACUAUGCACUCC